AUGCCCAUCCGCGCCCACUGCACCAUCUGCUCCGACUUCUUCGACAACGAGCGGGACGUGGCGGCCGUGCCUUGCGGGCACACCUUCCACCAGGCCUGCCUCUUCCAGUGGUUUGACACUGCACCGAGCCGGACAUGCCCGCAGUGCAGAAACCAGGUCAGCAAAAGACACAUCAUCAGUAAGCUGUUUUUUGAUGUUACCCUGGACGAGCAAGCAGCACCGGAUGCUGAGACCUUGCAGAAUGAACUGGACAAGGUGAAGGCCCAGCUCUCCUUGAAAGAGAAAGAAAAGCGGGAAUGCCAGGCUGUUGUGGAUGGGCUGAGGGACACUCUGGAUGUGCGCAAUGCCACGAUAGAGUCACUCCAGAAGAUGCUGGGAGAGACAGAGAUGCUGUGCUCCUCUCUCAAGAAGCAGAUGAAAUUCCUGGAGCAGCAGCAGGAGGAUAACAGAAGUUCAAAGGAGGAGGCCCGGCGGCUGCGAAACAAGCUGAGAACCAUGGAACGGAUUGAGCUGUUGCUUCAGAGCCAGCGCCCGGAAGUGGAGGAGAUGAUCAGAGACAUGGGAGUCGGGCAGGCAGCGGUGGAGCAGCUUGCAAUCUACUGUGUCUCCCUCAAAAAGGAAUAUGAGAAUUUGAAGGAAGCUCGGAAGAUCUCUGGUGAGAUGACAGAGAAGCUGAAAAAGGAGCUGUUUUCUGUCAAUAAUAAGCUGCAGAAAACGACUUCAGAGUUGGAGAAGACAAAGGAGGAGUUAAAAAGCACACAGAAAGAUCUGAAGAAUGCAGACAAGGAGAUCUUGAGUUUGAAGAAAAAGAUAGACAUCCUGCAGGAUACUCUGAAGGUCCCAUCUGUAACCAGGGAAACACUCAGUCGGCUAGUCUUGGAAAGCCCUGCUCCCAUGGAACUGCAUCCAAAGCUCCACCGCCCGGCCCACAGCGAUGAGAUCAAUCUAGAUGCUACAUUCGAUGUGGACACCCCUGAGCACCAGCCCUGCACAGCUCCCUUCGGCCCUGCAAAAAGGCAGAAGCUGGAUAAAAAGCCGCCUCCUGUGGUAAAUCUGGCGAAGAAAGUUCUGAAGGAAACAGUGGAGAACGGGGCAGAUGAUCUGGAGGAUGAUGCUCUUAAAGGACUCUUGCCAGCAUUCAUCAGGAACUCUUUUCUCUCCAAGAAGCCAUCUUCGGGUGGUUUGCUGGGUUCCCACAGGAACAUGGGCUCUGUGAGGACGGGCUACGAUGGCAUGGGAGGCAGGACAAAGUUCAUAGAGCCAACAAACCUGACGGAAAUCCGUCCGUUACCAGUUAGGAGCAGGAAGAAGGUCUCCAGACCAGCGUCUGCAGCUCCUGCAUUUUCCUCCAGCAGCAGCCAGGCCAGAAUGGACACUUUCCUGCAGUGA
This is a messenger RNA of Pyrgilauda ruficollis (rufous-necked snowfinch), 1389 nucleotides long. It is a transcript of the gene TRAIP, whose product is annotated as TRAF interacting protein. Gene Ontology annotation, molecular function: zinc ion binding. The transcript is spliced from 15 exons. Bases 1 to 1389 code for a protein of 462 amino acids. Lineage: Eukaryota; Metazoa; Chordata; Aves; Passeriformes; Passeridae. The record is from RefSeq and is a predicted model, not a curated record.